This is a messenger RNA of Chilo suppressalis (striped riceborer), 2679 nucleotides long. The record is from the annotation of a GenBank genome assembly. NCBI's taxonomy places the organism in Eukaryota, Metazoa, Arthropoda, Insecta, Lepidoptera, Crambidae.
UAGGCUGUAUGGGCACUGUUCCCCUUACCUUCCCUGAAAAGGGAGAACUUAACCAAAAAAAAAAAACUAAAUAAAUAUUUUUUCGCGCCAAAUUCUGUAUGUCAGUGUCAAAAAGGCGGCGCUUUGCUUUUGCUUCUUUCCUUGUUGCCGGAAUUAUAUUCAUAAAAAUAUUGAACAAUAAUUUUAAAAGUAGUUCAUAAAUUUAACUUGCUUAAGGUUUAUAUAAUUUCAAAAUGGCUAUGCGUGACUAUGCAGCCGAUAAAGAAUCCUUCAAGAAUUUCUUCAUAGAUUUUUGUCAGACUGAUGAUGAAGGCAAUAAGUGCUUCAAAUACGCAGACCAACUAACAAGGUUGGCUCAUAGAGAGCAGAUGGCUUUCAUAGUUGAAUUGGAUGACUUGCACGAAGUGAACGAAGAAUUGUCUGAAGCUGUAAAACAUAAUACUCGUCGCUAUACCAACAUGGUAUCUGAUGUUGUUUAUGAGUUGUUGCCGAAUUACAAGCAUAGAGAGGUUGUGGCCAAGGAUGCUCUAGAUGUGUAUAUUGAACACAGGAUUAUGUUAGAAGCGAGGAAUCACAGGAUCCCAGGCGAAAUGAGGGAUCCUAGGAAUAGAUAUCCGCCAGAGCUCAUCAGGCGAUUUGAAGUGUAUUUCAAAGAUAUGUCUUCAUCCAAAUCAGUACCUAUCAGAGAAGUUAAAGCAGAGCAUAUUGGCAAACUAGUUACAGUAAGAGGCAUAGUGACUCGGUGUACGGACGUGAAGCCCCUGUUGGUGGUGGCUACGUAUUCUUGUAGCGCGUGCGGCGCGGAGACGUAUCAGCCAGUACGCGGGCUGCAGUUCACGCCGCCGCCCGCUUGCUCGGCUGACGAGUGCAGAAUCAAUAAGGCGUCUGGACGGCUGCAUCUGCAGACGAGGGGCUCAAGGUUCCAGAAGUUCCAAGAGUUGAAGAUACAGGAACACUCGGACCAAGUGCCGGUGGGGCACAUCCCUCGUCAGUUGUCCGUAUACUGCCGCGGGGAGAGCACGCGGCGCGCGCAGCCCGGCGACCACGUGGCCGUCACCGGCGUAUUCCUGCCGCAGCUCAGCGCCGGCUUCAAGCAGAUGGUGCAGGGGCUGCUGUCCGAUACGUACCUGGAGGCGCACUGUGUAACAUGCUUGAAUCAAAGCGAUGAGAGCGAAAUGGCGGAAGCGCUGACUGAGGAGGAACUCGCGGAGUUGGCCGAAGAUGACUUGUACUCGCGUAUGGCGCGCAGUCUCGCACCGGAGAUCUAUGGACACGAAGAUGUUAAAAAGGCACUGCUGUUACUACUCGUGGGCGGUGUCGAUAAGCGUCCCAACGGCAUGAAGAUCAGGGGUAACAUUAACAUUUGCCUGAUGGGCGAUCCGGGGGUGGCCAAGUCUCAGCUGUUGAACUACAUAGAUAGACUUGCACCUCGCAGCCAGUAUACUACGGGGAGGGGUUCUUCCGGCGUCGGAUUAACGGCCGCUGUACUUAAGGAUCCGUUUACCGGCGAGAUGAUGCUGGAAGGUGGAGCUCUAGUAUUGGCAGACCAGGGAGUGUGUUGUAUCGAUGAGUUCGACAAGAUGGCCGACGCUGACCGUACUGCUAUACACGAGGUCAUGGAGCAACAGACAAUUAGCAUCGCCAAGGCGGGUAUAAUGACGUGUUUGAACGCGCGCGUCUCCAUAUUGGCAGCGGCGAAUCCAGCUUACGGCCGAUACAAUCCAAAACGGACAAUUGAACAGAAUAUACAGCUGCCGGCCGCUUUGCUGUCCAGAUUCGACCUGCUGUGGCUCAUACAGGACAAACCGAAUAGGGAGAAGGAUUUGGAGUUAGCGAAGCACAUAGCUUACGUACACCAACACUGUAGUCAACCGCCUACUUCAGUCCGCGCGCUAUCAAUGAGACUGGUGCGACGAUACAUUGCUCUCACGCGCCGCAAGCAGCCAGUCGUGCCGCGCGUCCUCGCCGAUUACAUUGUGUCGUCGUAUGUGGAACUCCGUCGUGAGGCUAGGAACGCCCGUGACGUCACUUUCACGUCAGCCAGAAAUUUGCUGGCGAUUCUACGGCUUUCCACUGCUUUGGCGAGAUUAAGAUUGUCCGAUGUUGUCGAAAAAGAAGAUGUCUCAGAAGCGAUUCGCCUCGUAGAGAUGUCAAAGCAAUCUCUUACUCACGUCGAAGAUAAUACCCAAAGGGGCAUCAGCUCGACAGAUCGCAUCUUCGCGAUUAUCCGCGAUUUGGCCGGCUCUAGUACUACGGUCAAGAUAGCGGACGUCAUAGAGCGCUGCGUCGACAAGGGAUUCAAACCCGAUCAGGUGGAUGCGUGUAUUGAGCAGUAUGAAAACUUGAAUGUCUGGCAAGUGAAUCAAGUUCGUACGAAGAUUACCUUCAUGUAAAGAUUAUAUACCUACUCAAAAUAUCGUUAAAGUUGCGCGAGUUCCAACGCCACGUGGUAUUGAAGGACAAGCGAGAGUCAAAACUUUUAUACCCGAUUGUUUUGAAAUGAUGCUCAAGAAAAAUGUUACGAACCAGUGUGCCUGAAUAUGGUUAAGGAAAAUAUGUUGUGUGAAGUGAAAUCAAUGUUUCAUUUGUAUUGUUCUUAUUUCUAAAACUGAACCACUUUUGUUAGUUUGUUAAUUAGAUGUAAGCGACUUAUUUUGGCAAAUAAAGACAUUUGAAGAG